AUGGAAGGCAAACCACAUGAUGAGCUACCUGAAGAUGUGAGAAAGCACAACGAGGAAAUGGCGCAACGUUACGAUCGACCCUACAACCAUAUCGCUGAUGAAGGCACCGUUGAAAAGGCGUUUAAGAAGAAAUAA
Penicillium malachiteum is the source of this 135-nucleotide messenger RNA. RefSeq lists its product as uncharacterized. The transcript has a single exon. The record is from RefSeq and is a predicted model, not a curated record. NCBI's taxonomy places the organism in Eukaryota, Fungi, Ascomycota, Eurotiomycetes, Eurotiales, Aspergillaceae. Bases 1 to 135 code for a protein of 44 amino acids.